Messenger RNA from Dichotomopilus funicola, 1215 nucleotides. RefSeq lists its product as uncharacterized. The record is from RefSeq and is a predicted model, not a curated record. Bases 1 to 1215 code for a protein of 404 amino acids. Lineage: Eukaryota; Fungi; Ascomycota; Sordariomycetes; Sordariales; Chaetomiaceae. The transcript has a single exon.
AUGGCCCGCUCCUCAUUCGACCGCAUGGGAGGUGUCCACGAGAUCCCCAAACCGCAAACCAACAACCAUGCGGUUCAGUCUCAAACAGUACCAACCCGUGUCCAGCCACCCCGUUUCGCCAAGCAGAAAGCCGCUCUUGCCGCCGCACCACAAUCCCCGGCCAAGCGUGUCUUAGUAGCGGCCCCACGAUCUAAAAGGACGGCGCGGGAACUCUCCCACGCCGCAGUCCGUGCCGCAAAGCGACUGCGGAAGUUGGGAUUCAUCAUCUCGAAUAGGACAAAACAAGACGACGAAACAACCGGAGACUACAGUCUUGCCUCGGAUGACUGGAAUCAGUUCAUGCAAAGGAAUUUUGUUGAAAAUCACGUAUCGUCGUCGUUUCAACGAAACCCAAAUCCACAAGGCUUAGAGGUGGCACAGUUUGCCGUGCGACUUGAGAAGGCCAUUAAUGAGAAAAUUACGGCGCUUCUUGAAACUUUUACCGAAUUGGCUACAGCCGCACCGCAAAUGAAAGAUAGCCCCAACUUUGGUGGGAGCCCGGAACACGGCCCCCAAGCCUCGCUCCCUGAUUCCCAACGACAACUCCCGUCGUUACCCCAAAGCAAACACUGCCCGCCGCACUGUGUAUCACCACCCACCGACACAAGUCCGUCCUUCAAACACCCAGAGCCCUCUCUUUCCUUCGAGCCCGCAGCCGCUUACACCCCGGGAGAAGACUGGCGGCCGCCUGUGAUCGAAAGCCCUGUAACUCAUCUGGACCCCAACGUCUGCAGCCCUAAACUCAGUUCCCAACAAACAGUCAUUAACUCCAAACAUGAAGCGCCCCUAACACCGCCCCAUCACAGUGCCGAUUUUCCGGACCAGAUGCCCGACACGGACAUGAAACCCAACACCACGCUUGGCUUGUCGCCGCCGACAGCCUGCAUCGGAUGUGCGUUCUCUCCCACGGCACGGCCUGUUGAUGAAGCAAAAGGCGACGGUAAAAGCAGGACUGUAAACCUAGUACGUCCAUUGCCGCCACAAGUGAACCAGGCCAACGUGGUGGAGGUAUUGGGGUUACGGUUUGCAGUUGAUAUGUCUGCGGUGACAAGAAGACGGUUUGGGGUCGUCAAUGGAGAGCAGGUUAAUGUUGUGGAGAUUGAAGAGGGGGGGAUGAGAGUUCCCAUAAGGCGCUCGAGGGUUCUGAGGAGGGAUUUGCAAAAGAGGGCGAGGUAA